AUGAUGGCGACAACAAAUAUAACGGGAAGAGGAACACAUACGCAAACAUUUGACGAAUCGCUAUGUUCCCCAGUUUGGUUAGGUGAGUUUAAACAACAGUCCAUUUCACUCUCAGCAGUCAACAUUCUCCUCUCCAUCACAGCAACUCUUGGGAAUUCUCUUAUCCUUGUUGCCCUUCAUAAGGAAUCUUCCCUCCAUCCGCCAUCCAAACUCUUGUAUCGUUGUCUGGCAACAACUGAUCUUUUGGUUGGUCUUGUUACCCAACCUACCUAUGCUGCCUAUUGGAUGUCCGUGGUUCACAAACACUGGAGUCUUUGCCGAUUCUCAUUUUACGCAACCGGCGUAACAGGCUAUGUGUUAUGUACAGUUUCCAUGUUGACGCUGACGACCAUAAGCGUGGACCGACUUCUCGCCAUGUUGUUGGGACUGAGAUACAAAGAGAUUGUCACUUUGAGGCGCACAUACAUCAUUUUAGCUAUCUUUUGGAUUGUAUCUCUACUCUCUGGCUUGUUCUUUCAUCUUAAUUACCGUAUAACUUUUUGGCUCAGUGUUACAGGUGCACCGUUAUGCCUAGUUAUCUCAAUCGCCUCGUACACAAAGAUUUUUCGCGCUCUCAGUCAUCAUCAGGCUCAAAUACAAGAUUAUGCUCAACAACAGCCGAGCCAACCAAAUGCACUGAUUAUGGCGCGAUACAGAAAGGCAGUGUACAGUGCACUGUGGGUGCAAUUAGUAUUAGUUGUCUGUUAUGUACCAAACAUAACAGUGGAAAUUGUGAUAUUAUUGAGUUUAAAGGGAUUAUCGAAUUUCAUCGUAAUCAGGGGAAUGGCAAAUGUCUUAGUGUUCUUUAACUCUACUUUAAACCCGUUCCUUUACUGCUGGAAGAUAAGUGAAGUAAGACAAGCAGUAAAGCAGACAAUCAGACAAGCAAUCUGCUAUGCAUAG
This is a messenger RNA of Pocillopora verrucosa, 942 nucleotides long. Its product is annotated as histamine H2 receptor-like. Lineage: Eukaryota; Metazoa; Cnidaria; Anthozoa; Scleractinia; Pocilloporidae. The record is from RefSeq and is a predicted model, not a curated record. Gene Ontology annotation, molecular function: G protein-coupled receptor activity. Gene Ontology annotation, biological process: G protein-coupled receptor signaling pathway. Gene Ontology annotation, cellular component: plasma membrane.